AUGCCCCGCUUGACCGUUGAGCUCCUGCAGACUGCGCCUUCAUACAUUAAUCCCCUCAAGCAGCGUGAACUUGAUCUUAGAGGGCGCAGAAUUCCUCUUAUUGAGAACCUUGGUGUAGCGAAGGACCAAGAUACUAUUGAUUUCACGGAUAACGACAUCGCCUCCUUUGGAAAUUUUCCUGUUUUUCCUCGUCUCCGAACCCUCAUGUUUGCACGAAACCGUAUUGUCCACAUUCAGGCGAACAUCGGCUCCUCCCUGCCAAAAUUGACCACUUUGAUCUUGACCGAUAACAACAUCGCCGAGUUAGCUGACCUCGCUCCCCUCAAAACUCUCCCUCUAUUGCAUCAUUUGGUCUUGCUAAACAACCCCGUGUCCCGGAAGGAUAACUACCGCUUCUGGGUCAUUUGGUUGAACCCAUCUAUCCGUUUCUUCGACUACAAAAAAGUCAAGGAUACCGAGCGUAACCAGGCAAAGGAGCUUUUUGGUACUGCUGAAGAACCGACUGCUCUCGCAUCCAAGAUUAUGGGCACCACCUCUCACAACUUCGUUGCCCCCACCUUCGAAUCUGGAGAGGUCCAGACCGAUAAGGCACUCCGCAUUCAGCUCACCGAGAACGAGCGCAAGCGUGUCCAGGAGCUAAUUCGCAACGCGACCAGCUUGCAUGAGGUUGAUCGUCUGGAGAAGGAGUUGACCGAGGGUCGCAUCCCUGGCGGCUCUGAUGCUGUUUACAAGGCCAGGUAA
This is a messenger RNA of Penicillium taxi, 741 nucleotides long. RefSeq names its product U2 snRNP complex subunit LEA1 (gene lea1). Lineage: Eukaryota; Fungi; Ascomycota; Eurotiomycetes; Eurotiales; Aspergillaceae. Gene Ontology annotation, molecular function: U2 snRNA binding; protein binding. Gene Ontology annotation, biological process: mRNA splicing, via spliceosome. The transcript is spliced from 4 exons. Gene Ontology annotation, cellular component: U2 snRNP. The coding region runs from base 1 to 741 and encodes 246 amino acids. The record is from RefSeq and is a predicted model, not a curated record.